This is a messenger RNA of Perkinsus marinus ATCC 50983, 360 nucleotides long. RefSeq lists its product as hypothetical. The record is from RefSeq and is a predicted model, not a curated record. NCBI's taxonomy places the organism in Eukaryota, Perkinsozoa, Perkinsida, Perkinsidae. The transcript has 5 exons. Bases 1 to 360 code for a protein of 119 amino acids.
AUGUCCUCUACAGAGGGUGCUCAGCAGCUCAGUGCUGGUCAGCGUUUUGCCAAGAUGGGUUCUCGCGUUGGAUCAAACUUCAAGCCUGGAACGUUUAUAUACUCAGCUCUAUUCGGUGCAGCACUGGGUGUAGGUGUGGCUGGAGCCGACUACAUCUUUAGGAACAUUAAGGUUCGCUUCGCUGACAAAGAACAUCUCAUAUUAAUGAGCAGACAAAGGUACCUAGAGAAACAAGCCGUGUUUUAUCAGCAGCUAGCCGAGGACCAACAGAUGCAUCGGCUUGCCAGUCUUGCUCAGGAAUAUGAUCCUGUCGCUACUCGCAUGCCGUUCGCUCAGUUAGAAGACAAGUACAGAUUCUAG